AUGUCACGGACGCAGACACCGGACAGCUCUUCCCCAGGAGACGGGGCGGAGGGCCAGGAAACGCUGGUGCGGACUCGGUGCGGCUCCAAGGAGGCAGAUGCUUGCUCUGUGCCUAUUUCUGAGAUCAUCACCGUAGAAGAAACAGACACUCACGGGAAACGCUCCAGCAGCGGAAAAUGGCAGAAGAUGGAAAAGCCCUUCGCUUUCACAGUGCACUGUGUGAAGAGAGCCCGCCGCCGCCGCUGGAAGUGGGCGCAGGUCACCUUCUGCUGUGCCGAGGAGCCUCUGUGUCACCUGUGGCUGCAGGCCCUCCAGGAGCUGCUGGCGAAGCUCACAUCGAGACCAAAGCAUUUACUGGUGUUUAUUAAUCCGUUCGGAGGGAAAGGACAAGGCAAGCGGAUCUACGAAAGGAAAGUGGCACCGUUGUUUACAUUAGCCUCCAUCACCACCGAAAUAAUUGUUACUGAACGAGCAAACCAGGCCAAGGAGAGUUUAUAUGAGAUCAACAUAGACAAAUACGACGGAAUCGUCUGCGUCGGUGGAGACGGCAUGUUCAGCGAGAUCUUGCACGGCCUGGUUGGCAGGACGCAGCGGAACGCUGGCGUGGACCAGAACCAGCCCAGGGCAGCGCUGGUGCCCAGCCCGCUCAGGAUUGGCAUCAUCCCUGCAGGAAGUGCCUAG
This is a messenger RNA of Leptonychotes weddellii (Weddell seal), 681 nucleotides long. The record is from RefSeq and is a predicted model, not a curated record. NCBI's taxonomy places the organism in Eukaryota, Metazoa, Chordata, Mammalia, Carnivora, Phocidae.